CUAGGAUGCGCGGCCGUAGACCGUAGACCGUAGACCGCAAGAUCUCUCAGGGGUGCUGAGGUGCCGAGUUGUUCUUUCGCCGCGUAGACCUCGCUCAUCUUGCGGGCGUGGAAAGCUCAACUUCCCCGCUCGGCGGAACGGGAGUUGGGGAGCUCCAAGCUGGGACGGGACUGAGCAUCGCGUCAAUCAAGCUGUGCUCCAGGGAAAGCUGCUGCACGCUGAUUGAGCUCGGCCCCGCACCGGAGCUGCCGCCACCGCCAGGGCAUGCCAUGGCCAUCUGGACUUUGCCAUCCGCACUUCGGCUUCCCCAAUUAGGACACUCCUCCCCAUCCCGCGCUUGGGUUGUACGACUUUUCUCUUUGCCAUUGGCCUGACAGCUCUCUGGAUUGGCAGAUCCUGACAUCAGGCUCGGAACAAAACCGCAACCAGACCCAGCUUUCUCCCACUUCGGCUUCAUCCUGUUCUCUCCAAACAUCACCUCCCGUCCUUCCACCUCAGUCGACUUUCAGCAAAGACAAGCUGUCGUUUGCAGGAAGCUUCCAUUGCGUUGGAUUUCACCAUAAACUAGACCUUUUGGAUCCUCUCGAGGAGCAACAUCGGAAACCAUGAACACAAUUGACUCUCACGUCGUUCGAGAGCACUACAUUGGCGUCGAUGUAGGAACCGGCUCAGCUCGAGCCUGUCUCAUCGAUGACUCGGGAGAUAUCAAGUCGCUUGCGAGCGAGAACAUCCAGCUCUGGCAGCCCUUGUCGGGUCUCGAGGGAUCCCACUAUGAACAAUCAACGACAGACAUAUGGAAGGCCAUCUGCAACUGUGUCAAGCGCGUCGUGACCGAGACAUUGGUCGACACGUCCACCAUCAGAGGCAUUGGCUUCGACGCUACAUGCUCUUUGGCAGUCUUCAGUCACGACACCGAUGAGCCCGUGCCCGUGACCGGGCCCGACUUUGCCAACGAUGGAAACGACCGUAACGUCAUCCUUUGGCUGGACCAUCGUCCCCUUGCCGAGACCGAGGAGAUUAAUGCGACCCGCCACAAUCUGCUGCGCUACGUCGGCGGCAGGAUGAGCGUCGAGAUGGAGAUCCCCAAGAUCCUCUGGCUCAAAAACAACAUGCCCAAGGAGCUUUUUGACCGCUGCAAGUUCUACGACCUCGCCGACGCACUGACCCACAUGGCUACCGGGAGCGAGACGAGAAGCUUUUGCAGCACGGUCUGCAAGCAGGGCUACGUCCCCGUCGGCGUCGACGGCAGCGUCAAGGGCUGGCAGGAGGACUUCUAUCACAAAGUCGGCCUUAGUGAGCUUGUUGACGACAACUUCAAGCGCAUGGGUGGAGUCAACGGGGUGAACGGAAAGUGGCUCAGCGCCGGCGAGCUCGUCGGUGGGCUCAGCGAAAAGGCAGCCGCGGAGCUAGGGCUUCCGGCAGGCGUCGCCGUCGGCAGUGGUGUCAUUGACGCUUACGCAGGCUGGAUUGGGACGGUCGGCGCUAAGGUUAAGUUGACGCCCGACGAGCUCGACGAGACGGUGCCACCCAAUGACGUCGCGCAAGCCUUUACUCGCCUGGCGGCCGUGGCGGGCACCUCGACGUGUCACCUGGCCAUGUCCAAGGACGCCGUGUUUGUCGAUGGCGUCUGGGGCCCCUACCGCGAUGUGCUCGUGCCGGGCUACUGGAUGGCCGAGGGCGGCCAGUCGGCGACGGGCGAGCUGAUGCGGCACAUGAUUGAGACGCACGCCGCCUGCGCCGAGGCCCAGGGCGAAGCGGCCGCCGUGGGGAAGAACAUCUACGACUUCCUCAACGAGCACCUGCGGCAGCUCGCCGACAAGAGCUCCGCGCCGUCCGUCUCGUACGUGGCGCGGCACCACUUCUUCUACGGCGACCUCUGGGGCAACCGGUCGCCCGUGGCGGACCCCAACAUGCGGGGCGCCUACGUGGGCAUGAGCAGCGACAAGACGCUCGACGGGCUCGCGCUGCUGUACUACGCCACCAUGGAGUUCAUCGCGCUGCAGACGCGGCAGAUCGUCGAGGCCAUGAACGGCGCGGGCCACACCAUCUCAAGCAUCUUCAUGAGCGGCAGCCAGUGCCAGAACGACGUGCUAAUGGACCUGAUCGCCACCGCCUGUGACAUGCCGGUGCUGGUGCCGCGCUACGUCAAUGCCGCCGUCGUGCACGGCGCCGCCAUGCUGGGCGCCAAGGCGGCCAGCGCCGGCAAGGACGGCCUGGCUGACGGCGCCACCGAGGAUCUCUGGUCCAUCAUGGACCGCAUGAGCAAGCCAGGCCGCCCGGUCAAGCCCAGCACGGACGCCGGACAGCGGAGGUUGCUGGAUGCCAAGUACAAGGUCUUCCUGGAGCAGUGCCGCUCCCAGCAGGAGUACAGGAGGGUGGUGGACGAGGCCGUCAAGGCGUGAUCCUGGCGGCCGAAGACUGCGUUUCGCAGCGACAUGAUUAGUGAUGCGCCCAGCGCAAGGAGAAAUCUGGAUGGACACAAAUCGGUUAGGUGAUAGACGGACGGCGUUAUGGCUUGGUUUUCUCAUAGAGUGUCAUAAUAUUGUAAUACAAAACGACAAAAAAAAA
Gaeumannomyces tritici R3-111a-1 is the source of this 2568-nucleotide messenger RNA. RefSeq lists its product as hypothetical. Lineage: Eukaryota; Fungi; Ascomycota; Sordariomycetes; Magnaporthales; Magnaporthaceae. The transcript has 5 exons. Gene Ontology annotation, molecular function: phosphotransferase activity, alcohol group as acceptor; kinase activity. Bases 606 to 2402 code for a protein of 598 amino acids. The record is from RefSeq and is a predicted model, not a curated record. Gene Ontology annotation, biological process: carbohydrate metabolic process.